CUGCCGCUGCUGCCGCUGCUGCCGCUGCUGCUCCUCCCGGGCUGUGUGGGCCAGGAGCCCAUUUUCCACGCGGACUGGGGCUUUGACUCCUACGAGGUCACCACCCCCAGGAGGCUGAGCCUGCCGGGAGGCCCGCGGGGGGACACCCGCCAAGUGUCCUACCUGCUCCAGGUCCAGGGCCAGAGGCUCGUCCUGCGCCUGCGGCCCCAGCGGCUUCUGCUGCCGCGCAACCUGCAGGUUUUCUCCUUCACGCCGCAGGGCCGGCUGGUGGAGGACCACCCCUACGUCCCCAGGGGCUGCAGCUACGCGGGCGCCGUGCAGGGCGCCCCCGAGUCCGGCGCCACCGUGUCGACGUGCAUGGGCGGCGGCCUGCGAGGGGUGCUGAGCAUUGGCGCCAGGCGCUACCAGAUCGAGCCGCUCAAGGCCUCGCCCAGCUUCGAGCACGUCGUCUACCUCCUGAAGAACGAGGCGCGGCCCCUGCGCCACCUCUGCCCGCUGGCCGAGGAGGGGGCCGCCAGGCAGGCGGGCCCCGAGGGCGCCCAGGCCACGGCCAGGGACCGGGCGCAGGGCUACCCGCACACCAAGUACUUGGAGAUGGCCUUGGCCUUCGACCACGGCAGGUAUUUGUACUCCCAGUCCAACCUCAGCGAGGUCGUCAGCGAUGGCAUCAUUAUGGCGGGGAUCAUGGACACUUUCUUUCAGGAUGUCCACCUGCGGAUACACCUCAGCGCUCUGGAAGUGUGGACCGACAGAGACAAAAUCAACCUGAAUGCUCCAGAAAUAUCUCUGGCUUUAAAGCAAUUUGUGGACUACAGGACUGUAUCUAUAAAUCCUCGGGUCACACAUGACUGGGCUCACUUAUACUUCACCAAGCUCUUCCUCGACAGCAUCACAGCGCACUCAGGCAACGUGUGCUCUGCAAGUGACUCUGGCUCUAUGAGUGCUUUUCGAGAGAAAAAUCUCCACAUCCCCGUAACUUUCGCUGCACAUGCCCUAGGCCACGUCCUCCGGAUGCAGCACGACACUGAGUAUUGUGUGUGUCAGGGCCGGAACAGCUGCCUCAUGGGCACCGGCGUCUCCGGCUUCAGUAACUGUAGUUACGUCGACUUUCUGGCCUACACAAAUGUCGAUGCACAUUGUCUCAACAAUAUCCCAGAAACACGUUUUGAGCUUAAGACUUGUGGGAACAAAAUUGUGGAAGAGAAUGAGCAGUGUGACUGCGGUUCAGGCGAGGAGUGUAAACAUGACCCGUGUUGCCAAGCCGACUGCAAACUCCGACGUGGAGCCAACUGCAGCACCGGGCUUUGCUGUGACAACUGUCGCCUUCGUCCACCUGGGUACCUGUGCAGGAGGGAGGAAAACGAAUGUGACCUUGCAGAAUACUGCAACGGACGGUCCGCGGUGUGCCCAGAGGACCUCUAUAAGCGGGAUGGAACUCCUUGCAAGUAUGAAGCCAGUUGUUUCAAGAAGGGGUGUAGAUCCAGAUACAUGCAGUGCCAGAGCAUCUUUGGGCCCGAGGCGCGGGAGGCUCCUUCUCAGUGCUACGAGGCUGUCAACACCAUCGGCGACCAGUACGGGAACUGCAGGGUUAAGGGGAUGAAUUCCUAUGAAGUGUGCAGCAGGCAGAAUUCGCUCUGUGGCAGGAUACAGUGCAUCAACGUCAAGUCCAUCCCCAGCUUACCAGAUCACUACACUGUCAUUUCCACUCAUCUGGGGGAAGAAAACCUGGAGUGCUGGGGGGUGGGUUACCAUCUGUCCAUGGCCCCCAUGGGCAUCCCCGACGUGGGGGUCAUCAGUGACGGGACCUCCUGCGGUAUGAACCGAGUGUGUAUGAACAGAACGUGUGUGGAGAGACAGGCGGCCCUCCAGUCUGACUGUUUGCCAGAGCAGUGCAACUACCGUGGCGUGUGCAACAACAGAAAGCACUGUCACUGCAUGUACGGCUGGGCCCCCCCCUUCUGCGAGGUGGCCGGGUUUGGGGGCAGCGUAGACAGCGGGCCCGCGGGGACAGAGCAAGAAAAGGUCCCUUUCUCAGUUUAUGUUGCGGCCCUGCUGUUCUCACGUCUCGCUUUAUUUGUCAUCUCAGUGAUUAUUGUGUUUUUCAAGAACACAAUAAAAAAUUUCCUAAUGCCAAAACAGGCGGCGGAUUCAUCCAUGAUCGCCCAAGGAGCACGACUCAAAGCCAAGAGAAUCACAAGACCCCCGUUCCACCUCUGGAAUCUGUAG
Messenger RNA from Condylura cristata (star-nosed mole), 2226 nucleotides. It is a transcript of the gene ADAM30, whose product is annotated as ADAM metallopeptidase domain 30. NCBI's taxonomy places the organism in Eukaryota, Metazoa, Chordata, Mammalia, Eulipotyphla, Talpidae. Gene Ontology annotation, cellular component: sperm head plasma membrane; external side of plasma membrane; plasma membrane. The annotation marks the transcript as partial. The record is from RefSeq and is a predicted model, not a curated record. Gene Ontology annotation, molecular function: metalloendopeptidase activity. The transcript has a single exon. Gene Ontology annotation, biological process: proteolysis; male gonad development.